CUAUGGUCGGCAUGCCUGCGCCGGUCAUCCUGUUCCUAUACACGUAUUCGACUUCCAAGAUUUGCGCUGGUACGGUCUGCCCGUUUAUCUGUAUGCACGAGGAUGACCCCGAAAGCCUCGCCUGCAAGCGUCACCAGCUCUCGACGUCGUCGCACCCACCACAAGUCCAGAAAGGGCUGCAAGGAGUGUAAGAAGCGACACAUCAAAUGCGAUGAAGGUUGGCCCCAAUGCGCUAACUGCAUCUCCUCACAACGAUGUUGCUCGUUUCAAGAUUCACCGGACCAUCGAGCCGGUGCAGCAAGUCCUGCCGUGGAUGUAAGGACCACUGGCACCUUCGAUUUCUCUCUGCCUGAGGCUGGUACUACUGGACUUCGUUUUGCUGCCACCCACCUUAUUUGCCUACACCACGCCGAGACUCAUAUGAAGACUUACAUGGCUUUAAACGGGCCGGCUCAGCCAAUUAUCGAUCUAGCUGUGGACAAUGUCGCCGGAGCGCCCUUCCUACUCGACCAAAUACUCGCACUUUCUGCUUUGCAUCUCUCCGUGCAAGACACGAGUGCGAUGAAGAAAGCAUAUUACCAUCAGCAAGCUACCGAACUACAGACGCGUGCGCUGGAACUCUUCAAUCAAGCUCGAGAGGGAGAAGAUAGUGAUGAUAGCACUAUUCCCGUCUUUGUCUUUGCCUCCCUUCUUGGUAUCCACGUCCUCCGGGAAACGCUCUCUAGCCUCCGAGAAGACCUGUCCGCCUUCGUGGACUCCUUCAUCCACUACGUUCACCUUCAUCGAGGAGUGCGCACUGUAAUCUCAAAUGGCACUUGGCCGGCCAUUCUUCAAUCAGAUCUGAAACCUCUUCUAUGUCUCCCAACUAUGAGCGAUGAUCUAGAGAAGCAGACGCAAGGAGAAGAGACUCGGAAACUGAAUGAUUUUCUGAGCGAAUACAAUUCCGCCCAGGAUUCGAUUAAGGCAUGCCAAAAUGCGCUCGAGCAUGCCCAAUGGAUGCUGGAUUUGUGCAACCAGAAUCCUUCCCGAGAAGAUGUUGGUAUACACGCAACCAUGGCCUGGCCGCUAUUGGUUCCUCAAGAGUACAUUGAUGCUUUGCACCAGCACCGCCCAGAGGCUUUCGCAGUCUUUGCCUUUUACGCCGCAGCUUUGCACCGCUACCGGACAUACUGGGUUUUUGGAGAAUCCGGCUCGUCUUUACUUUCUGCGAUCUUGAAUACCAUCGGUUCAUUUUGGAGAGACAACAUAGGUGCUUCAAUUGAAACAAUGGUAAUUGGUUAAUUACUGUUCAUUCCAGAUUUCUUUUGCAUCAUGUUCACAAAACAAAAUGAAGAUUGCCAAGCGAGUGCAAGUCAAUGAUAACCGCAAUGAAGAGAAGGGUUCUCCUCACAUUUGCGACCAUCAGCAGGGCUAAGAAAA
Messenger RNA from Aaosphaeria arxii CBS 175.79, 1419 nucleotides. RefSeq lists its product as uncharacterized. Gene Ontology annotation, biological process: regulation of transcription by RNA polymerase II. The transcript has a single exon. The coding region runs from base 103 to 1281 and encodes 392 amino acids. NCBI's taxonomy places the organism in Eukaryota, Fungi, Ascomycota, Dothideomycetes, Pleosporales. Gene Ontology annotation, molecular function: DNA-binding transcription activator activity, RNA polymerase II-specific; zinc ion binding. The record is from RefSeq and is a predicted model, not a curated record.